CCUCCAAAUUCGUAUGGCUGCACUGCACAAAUUUCCGUCAACUAACGAUUAACGACGGACGGCCCUGUUUCACUCAUAAUAUUAGUUUAUUUUUAUGCGCGCUGAGUGGCAGAGUUGCUCGGUUACCUCCCUGUCCAAGCAUAGCCAGGAUGAUAUGUGACGGAUUCGGUGUGCACGUUCUGGGCCGCGACGGUCGACUGCGCUACGGCCGCGUGGUCGACGUGGCAGACGACGGGCUCUUCGUCGACAUGCUCUGUUCCAACCGACGACGCGAAUUCUGGUCAAUCGACAAGUGCUUUUCGUCUGAAUUUCUAUCUGGAGACGUCCUGGCAAAACACUACGCUGCAAAUUACAACUCCACCGUUUCCGUGGUCGUCCUCGUCCCGGAGACUCCGUGCGGUCCGUGGAUUUGGGUUCCCGGCGAAAUAUCCUGCCAUGGAGGCGGUGUGCAGUAUGCGUUCUACGAAGAGGUGCUUGUUCGUUGGCACGAUGUCCUGACGGGAUUGCCCCGCACUGAUGUCGUCCCGAUCGACCGCAUCCGCUGCCUGCAGGAAGGGAAAGGACGCUGUGCCGUUCAAAAGGUCGAAUAUACAGCACUUCACCCGCGCAUGCAGCUGGGUACGUUCACUCGACACAGUGUGCAGUUAGACGGGCAAUUGCGAUCGCUGUCGACCACGGAGGCGCAGACACUCAUCCAGCGUUGGAAUACCGGCAUUCUGUGGUAUGCUUGCCGGGGCAUCCGCUUAGUGGACACCGUGGGCGACCGGUUGGACUACUUGCUCAUUUCUGGCUGUGUUAUAUCCGACCCGAUUGAAACAUUAUGCCUUCUGAAUGUAGUGAAAGGUUUGCAAGAUGAGUGGACCUGGAUGGUCAAGAUGAUGAUCAGGGAUGACUACAGCGGGCUGCCGCCGGAACUGUGGCGGGAAGUGUUUUCCCAGUUGGACACGGACACGGUGUCACAGACCCGGCUACGUUUCGUCUGCUCCACGUGGAACCUGCUCCACGUGGAACCUGCUGAUGGAUUCGCCAGCGCUCUCGGCUCUCAUAGUCCUGGAACGCCGUUGUGUACCAUGCAAACGGUUUCCAUGCGAACAUUUUCACCCUGUAUCGUCGGUGGCGCUUUUCAAAAGUCUCCGUCCAGCCACACGCCACGUGGCGUUGGUGGAUGGAGAGGGAACGAUGACGACGAACGACUUGCUGAAUAUGAGCGACAUGUUGCUGUACACGGCCAAGCAUCGACCAGAGAUCCGAUUGGCCGCGCUGCAUCUGAUUGGUUGGCAGAUUUCAUUCCUGGUCAACCGCGUCACCGACCACUAUGGAAAGGAAAGCCCGUGUGCGCAGCAUAAUCCCGCUCGCUGGUUUGCUGAAACCUUUUACCCAGACCGGGUUCGCGAACACUGUCGUCUGCAGGAUUUCAUAAAAAUUUUCAGUAGUUUGCCGUGCGAAUCCCUGCGCAUGGUCAAUUGUACGGUCAAAUGGUUCUGCCCAUUCGACGAUCACGGGAGUAGAAUCAGCGUAGAAGGGAUAGCGCUACGGCUGACAUUCGGGGCAUCAACGUUGGCCAUGGACCAAAUCGGCCGCUUUUUCCAGAGAAGUGUGUGCAUUUUCUGUUGGCGCGCAUUUGAUCUGUUUCACUGAUCACGACAAUGAACAUGAUGAGUUUGCGCUUUUGUACUUUUUAAAAUAUUUCAACCUGUU
Messenger RNA from Paramacrobiotus metropolitanus, 1698 nucleotides. RefSeq lists its product as uncharacterized. The record is from RefSeq and is a predicted model, not a curated record. Gene Ontology annotation, molecular function: protein binding. Bases 150 to 1346 code for a protein of 398 amino acids. NCBI's taxonomy places the organism in Eukaryota, Metazoa, Tardigrada, Eutardigrada, Parachela, Macrobiotidae. The transcript has 2 exons.